Messenger RNA from Akanthomyces muscarius, 228 nucleotides. RefSeq lists its product as uncharacterized. The coding region runs from base 1 to 228 and encodes 75 amino acids. The record is from RefSeq and is a predicted model, not a curated record. The transcript has 2 exons. NCBI's taxonomy places the organism in Eukaryota, Fungi, Ascomycota, Sordariomycetes, Hypocreales, Cordycipitaceae.
AUGCAGCCAGGAUACGCUCGCGAUUACGCAUUGGGCAGCCAUCGCGACGGGCAAAUCGGCGCUAAAUCACAGGCACAACGGUACCCCAGCGAUGCGCCUUUGGUGAAGCGUGGCGGACGGGCCAACAAGCCGAACCAAGUGCUACUGGUUUCACGCUGGGUGUUCAAAACUGGCGGCUCGAGCUGCCGCGGGCGCAUCACUCUGGGCAGUUGUUGGCGGGCACAUUGA